This is a messenger RNA of Maniola jurtina (meadow brown), 698 nucleotides long. It is a transcript of the gene Naa20A, whose product is annotated as N-alpha-acetyltransferase 20. Gene Ontology annotation, biological process: N-terminal peptidyl-methionine acetylation. Gene Ontology annotation, cellular component: NatB complex. The transcript is spliced from 5 exons. Gene Ontology annotation, molecular function: protein-N-terminal amino-acid acetyltransferase activity. The record is from RefSeq and is a predicted model, not a curated record. NCBI's taxonomy places the organism in Eukaryota, Metazoa, Arthropoda, Insecta, Lepidoptera, Nymphalidae. The coding region runs from base 144 to 665 and encodes 173 amino acids.
GUGCUCUGUGUAGUCUGUGUGGCUUGGUGGCUUGUUGUUUUUUGUUUUCCAAAAAUUUUUUGUAAAAUAAUAAAAAGCAAAGUAAUAUUUAAGUUAUUUCUAUUUAUCUGAAAACCAGUCUCAAAUUAGUGAUAAAAAUCAUUAUGACGACAAUUCGGCCGUUCACGUGCGAAGAUAUGCUCUAUUUUAACACUGUAAACCUGGACCCGUUAACCGAAACAUAUGGGUUAUCAUUUUAUACACAAUAUUUGGCUCACUGGCCCGAAUAUUUCCAAGUAGCUGAAUCUCCGAGUGGGGAAAUAAUGGGAUACAUUAUGGGAAAGGCAGAAGGUCAUGGUGAGAACUGGCAUGGGCAUGUAACUGCGCUGUCAGUUAAUCCAGAUUAUAGAAGGCUGGGAAUCGCAGCAACCUUGAUGAAUAUACUGGAGGAAGUGUCUGAAAAGAAAAAGGCCUACUUUGUUGAUUUAUUCGUAAGAGUGAGUAAUAAAGUAGCAAUCAAUAUGUACAAAAAUUUGGGGUACAUUGUGUAUCGCACAGUUCUUGAAUACUACUCAGGAGACCCAGAUGAAGAUGCUUAUGAUAUGAGAAAAGCCUGUUCUAGAGAUGUGAAUAAAAAGUCUGUUAUACCCUUGGCGCAUCCAGUUAGACCUGAAGAAGUGGAUUGAAUUGACUAAGAAUAAAAAAACUCAACUAGUUUU